CCUUCUCCCCUCUGUCAGAGAGGCUAAAACGUCCCUAGGACAGUCCGUCUAUUCCUGUCUCUACUCUAGAACCACCCCUCUAGCAUCAAUGCACAUCUCCUCUUGACAACUAUUCUGAGACACACACACACUUCCACACACACAUACCUAUGUUGCUACGGCAGGCGGCCAGUGGAGGCGAGCACAGUUGAGUUGAUGUUUGACUGCCUUCGCGCCAACUUGAGAUCAUCCCGUAGCUUAGAGCUAGAUCUGUCUGGUGGAUUCCUCUGUCAACUUUUUUAACUGUUUGUCUUCCAACUGAUUGGCUAAGUAAGACAGCGUUUGGGUCAGCCCAGCAAACUGACCUCCAAAGGGAUUAAAAAAAUUUUUAAAGUGCAAACGAGCAGCAAGACUUUUAAAACGUACACGUUUACCUUUUCUAGAUUCACCUUGACAACUUUUAUUUUGUGAGAAAAACAUUUUCUGUUACAAGGAGCGUCCAGUGAACAGCCAGCAUGUGGGAGUUCCGGUCCAUGACGUUUUGGCGGGCAGUCUUCGCAGAGUUCUUCGGGACCAUGUUCUUUGUGUUUUUCGGCAUGGGUGCCGCGCUGCGCUGGACAACCGGACCCAACCACAUUCUGCAUGUGGCGCUGUGCUUCGGCUUGGCAGCUGCCACCAUGAUCCAGUCCAUUGGUCACAUUAGUGGCGGCCACAUUAACCCGGCCGUCACCUUUGCCUACCUGGUGGGUUCCCAGAUGUCCCUGUUCCGCGCUUUUUUCUACUGGGCUGCCCAGAUCCUGGGGGCCGUGGCCGGGGCCGCUGUGCUCUAUGGGGUCACCCCCAACAACAUGAGGGGCAACAUGGCUCUCAACACGUUGCAGCCUGGUAUCAGCCUGGGCAUGGGUACCACAGUGGAGGUGUUCCUGACCAUGCAGCUAGUGAUAUGUAUCUUUGCCGUGACAGAUGAGAGGAGGAACGGACGCAUGGGCUCUGCUGCCCUGUCCAUCGGCUUCGCUGUCACCAUCGGACACCUCAUGGGGAUGUACUACACCGGUGCUGGAAUGAACCCUGCAAGGUCUUUCGCCCCCGCUGUGCUCUUCAGGAACUUUGUAAACCACUGGGUGUACUGGGUGGGUCCCAUGAUAGGAGGUGCUAUGGGAGCUCUUCUGUACGAUUUCAUGCUGUUCCCCCGUAUGCGUGGUCUGUCUGAGCGCCUGGCCACACUGAAGGGCAGCCGACCCCCCGAGACGGAGACCCAGCAGGACAACCGUGGGGAGCCCAUCGAGCUCAAGACACAAUCCCUAUAAACCUGCCCAUGUCUGGAGACAAGGGACAGGCCCUGUGUCCGCCAACCCCCACGCUGGCCCCAUCCCAUGAGCACAUACACAGUCCCUCUCAUUGACUCACUAACUAACACACAGGCACAUGCAGAUUCAGACAUAUAUUGAUGCAUAAACUGUACACACACCCAGACACAGACAGGUUCACAACCUUCAACCUCAAUAUGCAACGAGACUCCUCUGCUUCCAACCUCACUCUGUAUCCUGAACUGGACAUGGUGUUUGAUAGAGGUGACCAGUGCCUGCUCCAACAGUCCCACUACCUCCCCUCUCCUCCUCCUCAGCCACACAGAGUCUUCCCCUCACACACCCACACAGACUGAAGGACCAGACCUGUCAGCACAGAAGCAUGUGAACCCUGUGUCUAGCAGGAAAACUAGGGGAGGGGUAUGCAGGUAGGGGGGUGAGGGUGAGGUAUAGGUGGGUAUGUAAGUAUGGUCGGGGUAAGAGGUAAGGGUAUAGGAUAGAGGGUUGGGGUGUAGAUGGGGUAAAGGGUUUGGGGUGAGAAUAGAGGGGCAACACUCCAAGUUUUUAGUUGUAUAGAUUUGAGUCAGGCCUGAGCAACUCGAGUCCUCUGGGACCUGAUUGGUGUCACACUUUUGCCCCAGCCCCAGCUAACACAUCUGACUCCAAUAAUGAAGAUCUUCAGCUUGAAUGCAAUUAGUUUAAAUCAGCUGUGUUUGCUAGGGAUGGGGAAAAGGGUGACACCACUCCGGCCCCGUGGACUAGAAUUGCCCAGGACUGAAACCAAUGAAGAUGGGCAUGUUUUUUCAUUAUUUAUCAGAUUUUAUCUCUAAAUUUUUUCAGUUUAAUUUUGUUUUCUGCACUUCAGACACAAAACGUGGAUGUAUGAAACCAUUUGAUUUGAGCAAGGUUUCAUUUUUAAAAUCACUUAAUUUUAUCUGUGUGUGUGUGUGUGUGUGUGUGUGUGUGUGUGUGUGUGUGUGUGUGUGUGUGUGUGUGUGUGUGUGUGUGUGUGUGUGUGAUCGAGUUCGCAGAUUUAUUUAGUUUAUUUUCAUUACGCUCCUGUUUGUAUCAUGAUUAUGUUUCAUAGAAUUAUCAAUUUUUAAGACAUUAUAAUUUUUCCUCCCUUCACUGUGGUAUUUGCUAUGAUAUUCAUUUUUACACAAACCAUCUGCUUUUGUGUUCAGAAAAAAAACACAAUUCAAAGGAAAGGUAUCCCAGACUGGACUGAUUCUGUUCACUGCAAAAAGGCUGUGUAAGCUUUUCAUUGAGUCUCCUUUUAUGAUUUGAUCCUUGGGAGCACAAAGCUGUUUAAACCAUAUUUAAAUUAAAAAUAAAUACAAAAACUUGAUACAAAA
Molecule: messenger RNA, 2641 nt
Organism: Oncorhynchus mykiss (rainbow trout)
Lineage: Eukaryota; Metazoa; Chordata; Actinopteri; Salmoniformes; Salmonidae
Product: lens fiber major intrinsic protein-like
Biological process (GO): water transport; transmembrane transport
Cellular component (GO): plasma membrane
Molecular function (GO): water channel activity
Source: RefSeq, a predicted model, not a curated record